Xyrichtys novacula (pearly razorfish) is the source of this 7607-nucleotide messenger RNA. NCBI's taxonomy places the organism in Eukaryota, Metazoa, Chordata, Actinopteri, Labriformes, Labridae. The record is from the annotation of a GenBank genome assembly.
AUUGAUUGGCUUUCAGGCGCGCGCGGCGCUGCUGCUACUGUUGUAAAGAGGAUUUUUCUGAUCUGCUAACCUGCUCCUCUUUAGUACGAGUAAAGAGGAUUAAGAAACUAUCGAUUCCUGGCUUGUGUCCUGACACUGUCUCGUUUGUAGUGUCCCAGCUUGAUUUUCUGUCAACCACAACUGAGUUUGUAUCCGAAAAUCCGAGCAGAACCGGUGCGGAGGAUGGGCACCAAAGGUGGCAUCGACUACAGCGCCUGGGAUCAUAUUUAUGUGUCAGACGAUGAAGACGUGACCUGUCCGUAUGUCGACACGCCGAGCUUAUUCAGAAUGAGACACCGGGUCAGCGGUCAAACAUGUUGUAGCCGUGAGGUUUGGAGUGUUUCCCGGUUAGUUUUUACUAGUAUUAGUGAACUAGCGUGAGAGCGACAACUACAGGAGUCAAUACAGAGAGGAUUGACCAAACAGGUGUUAUGCAGAAAUCUGUGACCCUGCUGAUUUACGACCCUACCAGCUAGCUUAAAAGAAGCAAGCAUUUAACGGUACUCCUUAAAACAGCAAUUUUAUUGGGCUUUCCAAAUAGAUAAUGAGGACAUAGCCUUCAUUAGAUUUUAGAAGAAACGAAUCUGAGCAUAUUUUAUUAAAUUUGGAGCUGAUACAGCAAGAGAAAGCCCAAAAAUACCAUAAAAACAUACGGAAAGUUCAACAGUUUUGUGUUAGACAGAAAAUUGAUCACUUGUAGCCUUAAUUUCUUGAAAUUAUGUUUCUAAAAUAACGUAUUUUGUAGAGAACAUGAUUUUCCACCUUCUCCAAGGAAAGACUAUUAUUUGCCAAGAUAAUAUUACUAGCUUAUUUUAGAUAAUUGAAGAUACGUGUAUUUAAAAUGUAAUUGAAAAAUCUAAAUGAGCUGUUUAUAGGGCUCAAAUGUUGAAAUGAUGAUUUCAAAGUUAUAAUAAAUUCAAGAUAUACCCGCUAGAUCUUCCCAGAGUUGUCCUGCAUCUCUUGAGCAUGUAGAAGAAAGCUCUAGAAAGUGUUCGAGGGAUGCAGAUUAUCAUUCAGUGUAAGCAAGGUUACAUUACAAAUGUUGGUCUAACAGCACUUGUGAAUUAGUCAACACCUGGGACACAACAGCCAAAUCCUAGGGUUUAUUUUCUGUUUGUCAUAUAUUUUUAUUUAAGAAUAAAUAUCUACAAUAAGUCAAAAUCAGCCUGUCUGCAGAAACAAGCUUUCACACGGGACCUUAAACAUUCCCCUAAAUCAGCGAUAGCAGUAAAUUACAACCCUUUACAAUGUGAAUCCAUGAACUGUAAAAUAGUGUUGUGUUUCUGUGGUUGAUGACAGAUAAUGAGUGUUAACUAAAUCACUUUUGGAGGGCUGGAGGGACUAAAACAUCACCAAAAAAGGAGAAAAAAAAUCUGAGUCAUGGGUCACAAAUCAGUUUUGUUUCCAUCAGCUUUGGUCAAUUUCUAUUUGUAUUGCUGUUGCUUAGCUGUUGUCACAUGACUCGUGAAGAGGAUGUUGUAAUUUGUAGAAGUCCCCUGUUUUACCCCAUCAGUUAAGUCUCAUGUCUGAGAUGAAUAAAGGUCACUGAACUGGUGAAAAGGUCAAAUGCAUUUUCAAAAUAGGCUCUUACACUGGAGCACGAGGUUAAGGAUCAUUGUAUACACAUAUUUGAUUUCAUAUAGGUUGUUUUUUUAAUCCCAGUGAAGCUGAUCAGUUCAUUCUAGUCGAUGACUGUGUAUAAAUUAUUAUUACUCAAACUAAAACUGUAUGCUAUUGAAGAUACCUUUACCAUUCACAGUUACUAUUUCUUCAUUAUAUUGUAAGAAUUGUUUCACAUCAUAUUAGAUUAAACGGAUAUCUGUGAAUGGACAGGUAUUACCGCCCCACCUGUGAGUUAGUCCAGCUCUAAGGAAAUAGUCUAAGCAUGAGAAAAAUCUGACCUUGAAGUCAUGUGAGACUUUCUUCAUCUCUUUCAUGCACACAGUUACUUGAAAUGUUCUCAUUGUAGUUUUUCCUCUUGUUUAACCUUUGAUGAAUGAAUCCCCUCCACUCCCUCCUGCGCUUUUGUUUUAUUUUUUAUUUCCUUCGGUUAUUUCUUUUGUCUUGAUCACUCUCCAUAUCAGUCCCGGCUGGAGAAAAUGGCUGAGUUCCAGCAGAGAGGUGAAGACCUGGAGCAUAACUUGGCAGAAUGCAAGAUACUAUUGAAGGAAACCCAGGAACGGCUGAAAAAGCUGGAAGAAGACAGGCAGGAGGGAGAGGAGGAUGAGGAGAGAGAGGCUGAGCUGAAAAAAGUCCAGGCUGAGGUGAAAAAACUGAGGAAGGAUGAAAAGAUGUUUGAAAAAAUGAUGGAAGAAUACAGACGAGAGGAGAAGAAACUGCCCUGGAAUGUGGACACUCUGAGUAAAGAGGGUUUCAGCAAAGUAAGGCGCUGUCUUAUGUCCAGGCUGCUAGAGUUAAUUUCACUUAGAAGAACUCUAAUGAAACUUUUUUGUGUGUCCUAGAGUGUUCUCAACAUCAAACCGGACACAAAGGAGGAAACUGAGAAGGAAAAGGUGGAGAAGCACAAGACCUUUGUGGAGAAGUAUGCGAAGGAGAUCAAACACUUCGGUAUGCUUUAGUCUGGAUCGGUCUGUGUACGUUCGCUCUCUUUGUUGCUAAAUUCACCUCACUUUAAGUCACCCAUCGAGGUUACACUUUAAACACACAAAAACUAACAGACAGGCAUUUUUUUAACCUUUCGUAGAAAUGUGUAUUAAAUGUGCAUUUCAUGAUGGCUUCUUCAAAAUAGGUAUUGUCCUAACUUUUUAAUGUCAUGUGUUGCCUUCUAGUGCAGUCGUGCACAUUAUAGGUAUUUAUAAAGCCUGCUGUGGGUCUUGUGAAGCCAGGUCAAGCUGUGGGACUUUCUUUCUGUGUGUUCUCCUCAGUUUUUGGUCAGCAAACAUGCUGACACUGGAGGCUCGUAAAACCACGUCCUUCAUUUGACAGCUCGAUGCACCACAGCCACUUCCUGAUAUUAACAGUUUGAGUUUCAUGUGUGACUAACUAAAGCCCAAGAAGCCUGUGUUUAAAUUAAAACAUGUAUAUUUAUCAUUAUGUGAAGUUAUCUUGUUAUAAAGUGGCUUUCAGUGAGUAUUUUUGAACAGUUUUAAUAACCAUGGUUCAUUUUAGGGGCAGGUUUUUGCUUAUCCUUGUAUAGGUAUCACUUGUUGCAAGGGCUGAACGACACAAAAACUGUCCCAAUAUUUUUGGCUCAUUCCAGUCUCAAACAUUUAUUCAAAUUGAGAAUCAUCUACUGUAAGAAUUUGACCUAGUUUUGAUAAAAAUGACUGUCCAACACAGGAUUUUUCCUUGUGGUAGGUAGAGUAUUUUUAUGGCGCUAUCAUAAAAGUCUCAGGUUUUAACCCUUGUGUUUGUUUUUCAUGAUGCCAGUGAAGCUUCGGCGUUGCUCUCAAACUCGUCAACACAUGGAUCACCUGUUGUCGUGAUGGAUUUGUUAGUCAAAGUCGUAUUGUUAGAUGAUUAUUGUUAACAGAGCAGAUAUUUUACAGCCUGGUUACCUCAGUUUGUUUAAUAAAGGGUGUUUUCAUGUGUGAUACUUGAACAUCUCAGAUGUCUUCUUGUGUUUAAAACCCAACCCCUUCAGCUUAACUCUUCAUGUUGUCUCGCUCUCUAGGUAUGUUACAUCGCUGGGAUGACAGUCAGAAGUAUCUCUCCGACAACCCACAUUUGGUGUGUGAGGAGACCGCCAAUAGCCUUGUUGUCAUCUGUAUUGACUAUGAGAUAGACGAGGUGAGUGCAGCAAGAAAGAUUUUCUAUAACAUUCUGUGUAAACCAAAAGUAAAAAGCAAAUUCCUUUACGUGACGCCUCUAAAUUUCUUAUGAAUUUUCAGAAACACGCGCUAAUGGAGCAGGUGGCCCAUCAGGCUAUUGUCAUGCAGUUUAUCUUGGAUCUAGCUCGGGCGCUGAAGGUCGACCCAAGAGGCUGCUUCAGGGAUUUCUUCUCAAAGAUCAAGGUCUGUUGCAUUUCAACUGCAUCUGCGGCCAUGUUGUGUUUCUUAAGUUUCAACCACCAUCUCUGUUGUCCAUGCCAGACUGCAGACAAGCAGUACCUGGACAUGUUUGACCAUGAGCUGGAGCUGCUGAAGGAGCGCGUUCGCAGCUGUGCACAGAGUCGCAUGGAGGGCGCUAUGAAGGAGCUGGAGGAAGAGGAGAGGCAGAAGAGACUGGGCCCAGGUGGUUUGGACCCUGUAGAGGUUUAUGGGUCGCUGCCAAAGGUAAACCAUUUACACAAAUGUCGGUCAGCUGAUGUUGCCUCUGUGUAAAUGGAAAUAUAAUACAAACAUUUAAUCAUAAAUUAAAACAGGACAUGUUUGAAUCAGAAUUAGCUUCGACUUCACUGACUCCAGUAGAUUUGAAAUAUUACACACAGAUGUACAAGCUUAGACAUUUAACCUGCAAAGACAUUUCAGGCUGUAGUGUAAUAUUCAGUGUGUUAUACAGCAAGCGUCUAGAGUCUGAAACAACAGAAAAACCAACAAAGAUCCAGCGUCACAAAAAACAAACACCUCAGCACAGGUCCUGGAAUUGGCAGUGUUUGAUAGUCAGGUCUGGUAAAAGGUUUUGUUUGUUUCUUCCUCAGUGAUUAUAGGAUGUUAUCAGUGUUUUUAUCAGAAACAGUUAAAAGUGAAAGCAGAAACUUAAGCACUCACCUCGAUCAGACAUCCGAUCAUUUCACACAUAUUUAUCUGAUUGAAAGAAUCGACCUGUGUGUGAAGAGAGACAGAUCAACAUAUUCAGAGUAUUUAUAGUUAGUUUUUUUGUCUUUUAGAGACACACGGAAAAACAAGGCAAACAAUGAAAAAACAUCAUUUUUAUUCAUGUAAUUAAAACUGAAUAUUUACACUUCAACAGCAGUAUUUAACCCCGUCUCACUCUGCAGCUGAAGGACUCCUUUCUGUCUGCAUUAUUCGUAUUAACAGGAGACAUGCUGAAUGUUUAUUUUGUGUAUCUUUUACUGGUGUAUCGCCUUUUUUCCUGCCACUGUUUUCCAGACUCUUCCUUAGGAGGGAAAGUUUAAUACUGAGGCUUGUGAGGUAGACUGCAUUUUUUCCACAGAUUUCAAAACUGUUGAUAUUCGAGUAAAUAUUUGCGCGGCAUAUACAAACUGUGUUGCCAUUUGGAUUAUCAGAGGAGUCAAUACAGAGCUCAGCAGAACGGACUCCACCGUCAGGCGUGAGAUCGCUGAGGAUGGUAAACGGUAUCAUCUAUAGUUUUAUUUGAGCUUUGCUGUGAGCUUGUUCAAAGUUCAAAGACAUGAAAUACUUAGUAUCCGUCAAAGUUUAGUCCAGCCUUUUAAAAUAUCGUGUUAGGGGAAAAAUGAAUCAGAUUAAAGGACAGAAGUGCUUACAUUAGAACUACUAUUUCUGCUUUCUCAGAGUCACGUGAGCACUAACACGUGUUUUGUUUUAUAGAUGAUGCAGAGGAGCUUUGACGAGAAGAACAUUCAGAUGCUACAGGAAGCUAUGAGCAAGCUGGAUCCUCUGGUGAGUGUUUUUGUGAUCGAGUUUCACUCUCUAAAAAAAAAAGUUAUUUAUAGUAAAAAAAGAAAAACUUACAAAAGAGGAACAAAAAGAUUUUUAUUUCUGUGUACAGGAGGGAAGAUACCAUCUCCUGAGGUGCAUCGACUCUGGGCUGUGGGUCCCUGAAUCGGGAGAGACUGAUGAUGAAGAGGAUGAGGAGGAGGAAGAUCAGUCAGAGAAGGAAGGCGAUAAAUGAGCAGUAAAAAAAGACGUGGAUUAAGGUUGCAUGUGAUAUCAGAUAAACAAACUUCUGUUGAUGAAAUAGUGUUCAUUUGUACUUUUUUUAGUCAUUAUAUUUAUUGAUUUAUCAGGUGAAUUCAAAUAAUCAAUAGUCAUCUAUUGGCAGUGUAAAGAAAAAAAAUCAUUGUAAUAGGUUCAUUUUAUUUGAAGAUACACCAGUCAACAAAAUAUAGCUCAUGAUCACUCUAAAAAACUUUUUUAAUAUUUACAUUUAACCUGUUAAAUGUCAUCAGGUCAUGUGAUACACGUCAGUAUUAAAAUACAGACACAUAUCGGUGUGAUGUUGUUUCAGAGAUCAGAGGGAGGAGACAUUUGAAUUAUAAUUUAAAGAUUCCUAUAAAGAAAAUUGAACCAUCGCAUUAGAGUUUGAGAUAUUUCCACGACAUACAGCCUGCCUGCACCUGUUGUUCCUCUGGCCAACAGCGCCCUCUUUAGUAUAUUUGGGGACAGACAGCCCAUACAUUUUUCAAAAACUCCACCAGUCCAUCCACUUAGCAUUUGGUGAAAUUGAAGAAUUACAGAUUGACUGACUGAUACUCACCACCAGCUGAGAUUAGUCAGUAUCCCCAAACAAAGUGUGUCAAUAAUACACUGAAGCUGAAUCCAAAUGUCCAGACUUCACAGCAGACUUGCAAACUUUGCGAGCAUGUUCCCGGGAAAAGUGUGAGCGCUGGAAACCAAUAAUCCGUUUAGUCAACAAGUGGUCUGAGGCGGCGCUUCAGAGCGUCUGGAGCUUCAGUUCUUUACAGACAGGCUGUUACUUUUUUUCUAUAACUUAAAAAAAGACCAAAACUUUAAAAAAUGAAGAAUCUUUAUUUAGGAAAGCUGUCUGUGGAGUUUUUUAAAAUAAAAGGGAUAGUUCACCUUUUUAUAAGCAGGGUCGCACCAUAGUUCAUAAAGGCGUCUUGUCUCAAACUCAGACUGCAGCAUCAUCUCUGUCUGGUUGAUAGCCUAGCCUCUGUUCUUUUUCUCACUCUUAAGCAUUAGCAGGCACCCCAUACAACAGGCUCACUUCAAAAAAAGUUGGAAUACCCCUUUAAAAUUUCUGUUAUUAUUAAUUGAAUACCCAACCAUCAGACUCCAAAACUGGAAUAAAUUUCGGUCAAAGUAAACUCUUUUCUUGCAGCUCUGUAAUCACACGAUUUAAACAACAAAAUAAAUAUAAUUAUAAUAUUUAUAUCACACAUGUUAGUGUUAGGAGACUGUUGGUUACAUUAUCAGAGGGUUUACAAUAAAUAAAUCAUAAUUUCUGUUUUUCUCCAUCAGUUUUCAUGAAUCCUGACUGGUUUUCUGCCACACUCCUCACUCAAUCUCUCCCACACGUUAAUUAAUUGCUGGAUUGCUCCCCCUUUCUCCCCCUCUCUCUUUUAUAAUUAAUCGGUGGGUUUGAUUUAGUGGUCUGUGCAGGAUUUUUUGAGGCAAAGCUUCUUUGUGCAGUCAUGUUGUAAAUAGAAAACAAUCAACGCAGGCCUGGGGCAUAAAUCAAAUCUAGAUAAUGCGCAUAAAAUCCGAUGGGAGAGAAACAGGGAGGCCUCACAGCUUCGUGCAGACCUGCCCUUAGAUGUGUUUAUUUGUAUAUGUAAAGCAUUUUGAGUGGUCAUUUCUUUAUUUAUGAAUGAUUUACAAAUAUUUAAAGAUCAUUGAACCUGCUUCAGUCAGCACAGGUGUUUAGUUUUUAUCGUGCACUAUUUUUUAGCUCCUCUGUCACAGUGUUUGUCCUGUAGAGCUGGAUAUAGAACAAGUUCAGUUACACAAGUAAUAAAUGUUGUUGCUUAUUAAGCAACCGAA